AUGGCCGUCAUCCGCAACAUCACGGCUACCCUUUUGGGCGCAGCUGCGGCGAACUUGCUGCCCUUCCUCUUCUUCCAGGCCGGCAUGAGCAGCGUUUCCGCCAAGUGGGCCUGGAUGACCAGCCCACCCAAGUGUGCAUCAGCGGCACCCAGCACAUGGGACUUCGGCGGCAUGGCCAACAUCGCUGCUGGUGCCACGGCAAGCGUCACUUGCAAGAAUGGGGGCACCGCCUCAGUGGCCACCGUCUCUUGUCCCUCCACAAACGAGGCAGCCACCCAGCCCGCCCAGGACCCUGACUGGUGGGGCCCAUGUGGCUUCGGUGACUCCUGCCUUCAGGACAUGAGCAUCGGCAGUGAUGUGACAUGCACAGGGGGCACCUCCACAGAUGCUGGUGGCAGUGUCCGCUUCGCCGUGUCCGGUGCCUCGGCUGUGGUGGGACUGCUGGUGCUCCAGUGA
Symbiodinium necroappetens is the source of this 456-nucleotide messenger RNA. Lineage: Eukaryota; Dinophyceae; Suessiales; Symbiodiniaceae. The record is from the annotation of a GenBank genome assembly.